AUGACGGAACAAGUUCAUCCUGCCGAAUUUCUGUCUUUCAAACGGAAUGUUCGACAAUAUGCAGCCUAUCUGUUAUCCUCACCUGUCAAGAUCAGCGACGCACCCUCGAUGAAAGAACAGGCUCGACCGAUUGUGACACGUGAAGAGAUUCAAAAAGCGCGAGAUCUUUGUCCUCAUCGCAUCAGCGGCUGUAAAAUCCUCGAGAUCAGCGAAUCGAUCGUCUUGAAAAUGGGCCCCGUGGUUUUCAAUGGGAGAAGCCGAGGCCAUGUGCCUGUACCGGAGGUGAUCAAUGCGUAUAUGAUCGAAGAUGUGGGAUUCAUCGUGAUGCAGAAAAUCUCAGGAAUUCUUCUUGCAAAAUGCUGGAAUGACCUCCCCGACGAUUCACAGCAGGCGAUCAUGAAGCAACUUUCGUGCCUAUAUGGCCCCUGUGAUGACAUCGUCUUCAAGCAUCCAUGGGGAAAGCAGAGUGCCCAGUACGGGUCCUCUCACACGCGAAAGGAAUACAAUCAGGGCGUUGUUGCUGCUCUCCGGAAUCCGAGACCUCAUGGCCAACUUGUUGGUGAGACUGAUUAUUGCCUAGCAGAAGAAAUCCUGGCAUCUGGAGAUAAUGGUAACGACGAGAGAAAGGUCUUCACUCAUGGUGACUUGCAUCCUACGAACAUCAUCGUGGAGGAUGGCCAAAUAGCCGACAUUAUUGACUGGGGGGGCCUCGGGGUAUAG
Molecule: messenger RNA, 720 nt
Organism: Aspergillus ochraceoroseus IBT 24754
Lineage: Eukaryota; Fungi; Ascomycota; Eurotiomycetes; Eurotiales; Aspergillaceae
Exons: 2
Coding region: 1-720 (239 amino acids)
Source: RefSeq, a predicted model, not a curated record